Messenger RNA from Chlamydomonas reinhardtii, 2234 nucleotides. RefSeq lists its product as uncharacterized. NCBI's taxonomy places the organism in Eukaryota, Viridiplantae, Chlorophyta, Chlorophyceae, Chlamydomonadales, Chlamydomonadaceae. The transcript has 10 exons. The record is from RefSeq and is a predicted model, not a curated record. Bases 281 to 1576 code for a protein of 431 amino acids.
CGUAACAAUACUCCUACCACACUGUUUCUAUCCCAGACAGAUUUGACAGCUGUGGUGCUGUGCUCGUGCAGCUGCUGUUCCGACUGCGUUUUUUGUGCGCCUCUAGCCUCACACGCUUUGCUCACACAAUUAUUUACAUUUUAAUAGGUGCACCGAUAACAAGGCACACUGCGGGGGCCCCCGCCGCGCCGCCGCGCCGAUUCAGCUUGCCCAUUCCUGACGCCGCAUACAUAGCCGGCACCCCACAGCCAGCAAGAGUGCUAGGACCGCUCGCGCUGACAUGGAGGACCCGAAGGUCAAGGAGGCGAUGGGCGCCUUCGCGGCGUAUUUUGAGCCCGCCGACGACGGGAAGCUGAAGUGCCUGGUGAACGGACACUGCUUCCCCGCCAACAGGCCCGAGCAGAUCUCGUCGUUCGUCAACGGCGCUCGCUUCGGCAAGCUCAAGGUGCGCUACGAUGCGGAGCAGGCGCUCAGCAAGUACGAGCCAUUCAUCGUGGUCAGCAAGAACUUCCCCCACAUGCUGUAUUGCGCUCUGACGGGGCAGCUGCUGGAGAAGAGCCUGGCCGCAGUCAAGAAGCACAUGGGCGGCAAGAAGUUCAUUCGUGCCAAGGAGCGGUUUGUGGAGGACAAGCAGGACCUCAAGCCGGAGCCCAGCCUCAGCGACUUCGGCAUCAUUCUGCCGGGCGAGGAGGGCGAGGAGGGGCGCAAGAAGAAGAAGCAGAAGAAGGACGCGGAGGGCGACGAGGAGAUGGAGGAGGCUGACGGCAGCGAGGGCGAGGACGAGGACGAGGAGGAGGAGGGCGAUGGCGAGGGCGAGGACGGGGAGCCUGCGUUUUGGGUGCCACCUGGCGAGGCGAUGGGUCGCAGGAAGAAGGGGAAGGGCAAGGGCGAGGAGGAGGGCGACGGGGAAGAGCAGGGCGAGGAGGAGGAGGAGGAUGACGACGACGAUGAUGAUGAACUUAUGGAGCUGGGGAGCGAGGGCGAGGACGAGGGCGAGGAGGAUGAGGACGAGGGCGAGGAGGAGGAGGAGGACGAGGAGGUGGAGAAGGAGGACGCUGGGCCCAGCGGGCGUGGUGCCUCGGGCAAGGGUAAGGCGGCAGCAGGCAAGCAGGGCGAGAAGCAGCACCAGCAGGGCAAGGGCGCUGCCGCGGUGGUCGUCAACGGCGCAGCGGGCGCAAAGGGCAAGCAGGGGCGGCAACAACAGCAGCCGCAGCAGCAGCAAGCCAAGCAGGCGCCGACAAAAAUAGGCGGGAAAGCGGGUGCCGGGAGUGUCGCUGCAGGGGGUCCUGCGGGCAAGAAGCCGGGGCAGCAGCAGCCGGGCGGGAAGCAGCAGGCGUCAGGCGCCCCGGCCGGCGCUGAGGGCGGCGCCAAGCUCAACAAGAAGCAGCGCAAGGCGGCGGCCAAGGCGGCGGCGGCCGAGCAGGCGGCGCCGCAGCCGGAUGACUUCGACUUUGCGGAGGCGAACGAUGACGUUGCUGCUGAGGAGCCCGCGGCGGCGUCCGCAGCUGCAGCUGGCAAGCCCAAGAAGAAGAAUGUGAACCGGCCGUCGCCCGCAAAGAAGAUGCGCAAGGCGUGAGGCGAUGUGUGCGUGUGCGUUUGUGUGUUGGCGAGAGGGGGAACUGAGAGGGGCAGGUUGGGCGCAUGAUAGCAAACGCGGCCUUAGCAGCACGGCCGCUGAGGGCAUGAGUAGAAGACAUCGUCAUGGCGGUACGGUCUGCUGGCGUAUGCGUGAUGGUGGGUGCUGCAGUGGACGUCAACGGCAGGCGGCACGGGACUGCAGUUGUGCAGUGCUUGCAACCAAGGGCCUCGGCCUUUGUGCCUGUGUGGCUUACUUGCGUUGCAAACACUGUUGGCUGCCGCCUGGCGAGGGGGUAGCCUUGAAGGACCCAAGUAGCAUAGGAAGCGACAUGCUGCAUGGCAGCUGGCAGGAUGCAAGUCGGCAGCGCUACGCAGGAUGCCACUUGGAGCUGGAUGUGGUACGAUAGAAAGGACAGCUAGAGGUAUAGUCCGUGAGUGGGUGGUGGGUGAUUGAGAGAACACCUGUGCCGCUGCGCCUUUGGCAAUGUAGCCUGUGGUCCUGGGAAGCUGCAAUCGGUUCCACCGUUCCAGAUGCAAUUGCGCCCCGUACCUGUUGCGGCACCGCAGCGGAGCAGAACCCAUGCGUAAAAUUGUUGGGCCGGCGCUUUGAGCAGGCGGCAAUCAGCUUCGCGGGGAGCAUGUAAGGUCCCACACAC